Messenger RNA from Lactuca virosa, 995 nucleotides. The record is from the annotation of a GenBank genome assembly. NCBI's taxonomy places the organism in Eukaryota, Viridiplantae, Streptophyta, Magnoliopsida, Asterales, Asteraceae.
GCAUUGAUAGCUAAAAUGACAGGUAGUUAUUCCCGUUAAAAGUUACAAUAUAAAAUGACAGAAUCUUGGUAUAUUCUACACUUCAAUCAUAACAAGGAAUUGCAGAGUGAUAUGAACCCUAGAUUCCGUUUCAUCUAGGGGACGAAAUCGGAGAAAUUGAAGUUCUGAAUUCAUGGCGUCCCGUCGUCGUAUGCUUCUCAAAGUCAUAAUCCUUGGCGACAGCGGGGUUGGAAAGACAUCUCUCAUGAAUCAAUACGUGAACCGAAAGUUCAGUAAUCAGUACAAAGCUACAAUCGGAGCUGAUUUCUUAACUAAAGAGAUACAAUUUGAAGAUAGGCUUUUCACUUUACAGAUAUGGGACACAGCUGGUCAGGAAAGAUUCCAAAGCCUAGGUGUGGCAUUUUAUCGUGGUGCAGAUUGUUGUGUUCUUGUGCAUGAUGUGAAUGUGAUGAAGUCAUUUGAGAGUCUUAAUAAUUGGAGGGAAGAGUUUCUUAUUCAAGCUAGUCCUUCUGAUCCAGAAAACUUUCCAUUUGUUGUUUUGGGAAACAAGAUCGAUGUUGAUGGGGGCAAUAGCAGAGUGGUGUCUGAGAAGAAAGCAAAAGCAUGGUGUGCUUCAAAAGGAAAUAUUCCUUACUUUGAAACAUCUGCUAAAGAAGGGUUUAAUGUUGAAGCUGCUUUCGAAUGCAUAGCCAAAAAUGCUCUCAAAAAUGAACCCGAAGAGGAAAUGUAUAUUCCGGAUACAAUUGAUGUGGCAAGGGAAAGACAACAAAAAUCCUCGGGAUGUGAAUGUUAAAUGGAUCAUUUCAAGGUAUUCUGAUGCAAGUUUUAUGUAUAUUUUGAAGAGAUGACGUCAGCUAUACCAAGUUCUUCUUUAUCUUCGUCCAUAUAUUCCUAUUAUUUCAUAGUUGAUACACUAAAUUGUUGAUUAAUUUGGUUUAUAUGUAAUUUGUUACCAAGUACUACAAGUUAUUCUCAUAAUCUCUUUCUAAGCUCCA